CACCUCCAAACCUGAAAACAGAUGCGCUCAUAAAGACGUUUGUAAUUAGACUGGAGCUGCACCUGUCUGUGUGCCUCAUGUGACCUCUAUAAGAGCUGUCACUGUGAACUCAAAACAGAUACUGUAUAUUUUUGUUCGAACAGUCACUGUAUGUAGGUCUCCUGGUUGUUCCAGGUUUCCCUGCCGUAAAAUCAACUAUGUCAGAGUGACCGCCAAAUACACAGGAUAAUGUGCCCUCUGCUUAUUGAGGCCCCCACACUUUUGUACUGCUCUGUCCCUUCAUCCCAUCUGGACAUUUCAAUUUCUUUUCGUUAGAACCACACCAGACUCUCCACUAGAUGGCGCAGUAGAGACAGGAAUUAGGCAUGCUCCCUAAUCCUUGAGUUUCUGCAAAGUUUGUGCCACCUCGUGUAAUGCACAGUGUGUGUAUAGGUAUUUCUAAUGUUGUAAAUCCACUCGUUUAACUUAUUUGUUAUUUAAAUGAUAAUUAACCAGAAGAAACGGCACUCGUCUAGCGAUAUAGGCUUUUGAAACUAACCAUGCGUGGGUGACACAGGUUGGCGUUAAUAGACUAUUUUAUAGAUGUACCCUGCUGGUGUGCGCAUUUCAGCCCUUCUAUAUUAACCCAGCCCCCGUGCGCCCCUCGGUGGGUUUCGAUGUGCCGCUGUGGGCUCUGCUGUAGGCGCUGCUGUGGUUGGCACAUGGGCUUCUGACUCCGGGUGAUUGUGAAACGGCAGCUCUCAAAUGCAGCUGAGGAUCUAAUAUCAGAGCGCAGAGCCCGGUGUGUGUGGGACGGGCCUGUGACGCGCGCGCCGGGCAUGUCUGAAUAAAAACGCACCAACGCAAAGUAGCCUAAUGAAAAGGUGUCGGCGCAUCGCAUCUGUUUGAUUCUAAACUCAGCCCAGUGGACAGGAACAUGUGGCCUCAUCACUAACAUCCGCAACAGCAUCUCCCGACACACAGCACGGUGCCAGAGCCAUGGGCAGUAAGAGCGUGGCUGCCCCUGUGCCUCUCCACCCCUCCCUGCCUCUGGGGGGGUAUUCUCUGCUCCACAGCUCCACAGGGCUGCAGCUGCCGGCCGAGCACCUCCACAGCUAUGGCUUCAGUGCUCUCCAUGCUGUGCACCUGCAGCACUGGGCGCUGUACCCCCCUGUGCCCCUGUCCCGGAGAGCACUGUCUAAGAUCCCGGCGUACUGCUCCUCAGUGGCCUCCUUUACCCCCUUCCCUCAGCUGCUCAGACCCAGACUUAGCUCCAAGACUAAGCCCCGUUUUGACUUUGCUAACUUGGCUGCAGCUGCCACACAGGAGGACAGUGUGAAGGCGGAGGACCUGAGCAUGAGCGCUGUCCACAGCCCCCCUCUGCAGCCCCCUCGUCCGGGGUAUCUGUGCCAAGACAAGGUGCCUCCUCCCUCUGAGAGAAGGUCCAGCCGAGGCCGAGUGCCCUCCAAGACCAAAAAAGAGUUUGUCUGUAAAUUCUGUGGACGCCAUUUCACCAAAUCAUACAACCUGCUGAUCCACGAGCGCACGCACACAGAUGAGAGACCGUACACCUGUGAUAUCUGCCAUAAAGCCUUCAGGAGACAGGACCACCUCAGGGACCACAGGUACAUCCACUCCAAAGAGAAGCCCUUCAAAUGCCUCGAGUGUGGAAAAGGUUUCUGUCAGUCUCGGACUUUGGCUGUGCACAAAACCUUACACCUGCAGGUCAAAGAGCUGCGGCCGCCUAAAGUCAAAUGAGCCCAGUGCCCAGUGCCCUGUGCUUUCUAUCCAGUGUCCAGUGUUCUGUGCCUACAGGAGCAGACUGACCCUGACCCACACUGUGCAGAGGGCCGAAGCUGCUCAGGGCAGACAAAGCCAAAGUAAUUUCUUUACUCUUAUGCAAUUGUAAACUGUAACUGUAAAAUAACCCAGUGUUCUCACGUAUAACACAUUCCAUUGUUAAUACUAGACCAAUGUACCAAAUGUAUCAUAUAUUUUUGCACUUUGACUUGAUUGUAGAUUUUUUUUAGUCACUGGAUUUCUUAAAAUAUAUAGUCAAUGUUUGUUAUAAAGUGUUUUUUGCAGCUUUUGUCUGUUUUGUAAUUGUAACAUAUUUAGUAUAUGACAGCUUUAAUCAAACUAUAUGAAAUAUGUGAAAUUGUGU
Messenger RNA from Boleophthalmus pectinirostris (great blue-spotted mudskipper), 2143 nucleotides. RefSeq names its product odd-skipped related transcription factor 1 (gene osr1). Gene Ontology annotation, biological process: regulation of transcription by RNA polymerase II; embryo development; urogenital system development. The transcript is spliced from 3 exons. Lineage: Eukaryota; Metazoa; Chordata; Actinopteri; Gobiiformes; Gobiidae. Bases 979 to 1737 code for a protein of 252 amino acids. Gene Ontology annotation, molecular function: DNA-binding transcription factor activity, RNA polymerase II-specific; RNA polymerase II transcription regulatory region sequence-specific DNA binding. Gene Ontology annotation, cellular component: nucleus. The record is from RefSeq and is a predicted model, not a curated record.